Molecule: messenger RNA, 5785 nt
Organism: Electrophorus electricus (electric eel)
Lineage: Eukaryota; Metazoa; Chordata; Actinopteri; Gymnotiformes; Gymnotidae
Gene: dhx33
Product: DEAH (Asp-Glu-Ala-His) box polypeptide 33
Biological process (GO): positive regulation of transcription by RNA polymerase I
Cellular component (GO): intracellular anatomical structure; nucleolus
Molecular function (GO): ATP binding; helicase activity; double-stranded RNA binding
Source: RefSeq, a predicted model, not a curated record
CAGAAAAAAGCUCACAAGACACGAGGUCCUGGCAAACCGACACGCAGCUUUUACGUCAAUUCCGCGCGACGUCCAAGUUUGUGCCACGUGGGAGGCAAUUCCUUUAACGAUGAGGUAAACAACCACAUCGCGAGCCUUCUCUACCUCACAAACUGCCCGGUUUGCCUACUUUUUUUUGUAUAAGGUCAAAGUUCAGUAUAAGAGACGGAUUGCGUUUGAUCGGUGCUGUCCUCGGAUCAUGCCCCACGAUCCUGAUCCUCCUCCGGCGAAGAAGUUUAAGCCGGGGUCUCCUUUCUUCCGUCUCGAUAAGAAGCCUGUAAUGCUACUACCCAGGAAGGGAAUCACUCAGCUACCGAUAGACGUCCAGAGGAAACAGCUUCCAAUUUACCAGGCAAAAUCUCAGCUCAUCAAUCAGUUAAGACAGCUGCAUAAUGCCGUGUUAAUAGGAGAGACGGGCUCUGGUAAAACAACGCAAAUACCUCAGUAUCUCUAUGAAGCUGGAAUUGGUCGCCAGGGCAUCAUUGCGGUCACACAGCCCCGCCGUGUGGCCGCGAUAUCACUGGCGGGCAGAGUUGCUGAGGAAAAGAAAAGUCAACUGGGAAAACUGGUGGGCUACACAGUGCGAUUUGAGGAUAUGACCUCCUCAGAGACCAAGUUGAAGUUCAUGACUGACGGCAUGUUACUGAGAGAGGCGAUAGUAGACCCUCUGCUGCUCCGCUACACCGUCGUGAUCCUGGACGAGGCUCAUGAGCGAACUAUUCACACGGAUGUCCUUUUUGGCGUGGUGAAAAGUGCUCAGCGCAAACGCAAAGAGCAGAAUAAGAUUCCUCUGAAGGUCCUUGUGAUGUCUGCCACCAUGGAUGUGGACUUGUUCUCUCAGUAUUUCAAUAAGUCCCCUGUGCUGUACCUGGAAGGUCGACAGUACCCUAUUCAGAUCUACUAUACCAAGCAGUCCCAGUCUGACUACCUGCAGGCAGCACUGGUUUCCAUAUUUCAAAUCCACCAGGAAGCCCCUCCUUCCCAUGACAUCCUGGUGUUCAUGACUGGUCAGGAGGAGAUUGAAGCGCUGGCUCGUACUUGCCGGGACAUUGCCAAGCAUCUCCCCGACACCUGUGGGCCAAUGACAGUCAUCCCCCUGUAUGCCUCCCUCCCACCUGCCCAGCAGCUCAGGGUCUUUCAGCCUGCACCCAAGGGAUGUAGGAAAGUCAUCCUCUCAACAAACAUUGCAGAGACAUCCAUAACCAUCUCUGGUAUCAAGUAUGUCAUUGACACUGGAAUGGUUAAAGCCAAGCGCUUUAACCCAGACAGCGGUCUGGAGGUGCUGUCCGUGCAGAGGGUGUCCAAGGCACAGGCCUGGCAGAGAGCUGGCCGAGCCGGGAGAGAGGACUCGGGCUCGUGCUACCGCCUCUACACAGAGGAGGAAUUUGACAACCUCGCCUCCAUGACUGUGCCUGAAAUACAACGGUGUAACCUGGCUGGUGUGCUGCUGCAGCUGCUGGCUCUGGGCGUUCCUGACGUGUUAAACUUUGACUUCAUGUCCAGGCCUUCUCCUGAGUCGAUGAGAACAGCAGUAGAGCAGCUGGACCUCCUUGGUGCUGUGGAGAGAAGGGGAGAUCAGAUCUCUCUCACUCCUCUGGGCAAGAAGAUGGCCUGCUUCCCCCUGGAACCCCGCUUCGCAAAAACUAUCCUCGUCUCUCCGGAGUUCUCGUGUGCGGAGGAGGUUCUCACCAUUGUCUCGCUGCUCUCCGUGGACUCCGUUCUCUACAACCCACCCGCCCGCCGAGAUGAGGUAGUUGCCGUGCGGAGGAAGUUUGUCUCCAGCGAGGGAGACCACAUAACCCUUCUCAACAUCUACAGGGCCUUCAAGAAAGUCAGCGGGAACAAGGAGUGGUGUAGGGAGAACUUCGUGAACAGCAGAAACAUGGGCCUGGUGGCCGAGGUCCGCGCCCAGCUGAGGGACAUUUGCAUUAAGCUGGGUCUGAAGCUGGAAUCCUCACACUUGGAGCUAGCCAAGGUGCGCCGCUGCCUGGCUCACGGCAUGUUUACCAACGCUGCCGAGCUGCAGCCUGACGGCACCUACGUGGCCCUGGACACCCACCAUCCCGUGGCCAUCCACCCAUCCUCCGUCCUCUUUCAGGCCAAGCCGGCCUACGUCAUCUUCAAUGAGCUCCUUCACACCUCCCGGUGCUACAUGAGGGACCUGUGCUUGGUGGACCCUGACUGGCUGCAGGAAGCCGCACCGGAGUACUUCCGCCGUAAACUCCACACCACCAAGAGCUAGUGGGGGGGCCCACUAUAGGACUGCAAUGCUACUGCUUGGUCAAACUUCGGAAAAAAAGGAUAUGUUGAUAUGGAACUCAAAACAGCUGAUGUCAUGAUAAUAGAGGAUGGUUAUUCUCACCACAGGAAACCUUGUUCUUGCUUCAGAAGCUUUUGGACUGUAAAGCCCAAAUGCUGGAAUGACCGAAAAGGAUAUUUGUUAAAAGAGGGGUAAAUAGACAAUUGGUUGAUUGGGGGUUUAGAAAUGAACAGAAGCAUUUUGCUCUCCUUUGUACCAAGGACUCAUUUGGCAUGACCACAAAAGGCUGUGACUGUUUUGUGUAGUUAAGUGGUCUGUGCUUUCAUAGCAGAAGCUGUUUUUGAAAUGUAUAACUCUUUCUACCUGAAAAACAUGAACGAUCCCUAAAGUUACUCUACAGACCCUAGUGUAGGUUUAGUUGGAUGCACAUUAGGUAAGCUUGGUUUGUCAGCGUUCGCAUGUUUCUUUCAACCGCAAUUCAGCCUCGGUUCAUAGAAGCCAUUUCUGGAUCAGAUUUGCCUUUGAGCCAAUACCAUAAAGCCAGUGUUGAGCCUUGUCCUAGAUUAGUUCUCAAUAGCCAGAUUACAGACAUAUACAGGCAAUACAGUUAUUGUCCAUUCUGUUUUUAUAAAGAAGACAUUUAAAUGUUGCCCAUCACACCUAUUCAAGGCCAAUGGCUGUUUCUAGCUGAAUAGAUAGAAAAACUUCCUUAAUAAUCACUAGCAUUUUGUGGUCCUUUAAACAACCAACAUGAACCCUGGCUCAGUUUAACAUGGUUUUUAUUGUGGGAUGAAGAAUGGUAAAUGGUUUCUUUGCUUAAAUUCUUAUUACAUGUUGUUGGGGAGAAGGUAUAUAUUCAUUUUUGACUGGAAAAAAAAUUGUAACAGCUGUCUGACAACACAGUAUUAGGUCUGUAUUCCAGCCUCAGGCUGUGGUUAUAAUUUGGGCUUAGAAGAUAAUGUCAGUUUUAGAAACGCAGUUGGCUUUGCUCUUAGACUUUUAUAUGGCAAAUGAGUGUUGAGGCCCAGCAUGGCUGGCUGUGUUAACUAUGCAUGCCUUUCUGUAAUAUUUGUAUACUACUCAAAUCUAGACACCAUAGACCUAUAUGGCAACACAGCCUACCUUCCACAGAUUGUGGACUGUCAUUGCACAAACCAGUGUACUUCUAUACUAUGCAUGAUGUAUGAUGAACAUAAUACAAUGACUCAGGUUUCUACAGUACAGUGAAUGUAUCUCAAAAAAACACUUAGCAUCAUUCUAGGGACAUUUCAAAAUUUGUUGUGUUUAAAAAGAGCACGACCAAGGCGUGUUCUUAAGAUUUACUGUGUAAACUACUUGCAUCCGAAAUACGAUCACUUUACGGACAUGCUUGAAUUUUAAGAGAUGGGUUUUUAUUAUUUAUAUUACUUAAAUUUCUAUUUUGAGUCAUAUUUGACUCUAUUAUGAUGGGUUUCCCUUUCUUAGAAGCUCGUACUAAAAUAGGCUACCACCAAGCAACCUGUAUUCAGGCAAAACUAACCAACUGUAUUAUUAAAGCAACUUAUUUAGGCUUUUCUUACUAUGUUCCUGACUAAAGAGUUUCUUUUUCCACUUUUCUGUUAAAAUUCCCCUACUUCCCUUUUCAGUGAGGAACGCUGGUAAGAUUGCUUUUUUGAGAAGUGCAUGAGUGGUUUGCUGAGGGGAAAACUUUUAAAAUGUUGUGAAGCAGGCUGUGGUAACCUUUUUGUUUGUUUGUUUGUUUUUAAACUAAAACGGGAAAAAUCCUUACUUGGGUAGUGCCUGCUUACUUCUGCUCAAUCAUGCUUUGAGUUAUUUAUGGUCCUACGAAUUUGUCGAACAAAACGUUUCCAUACCGUUUAUAUGAAAAAUGUUGAUUGCAAUUUCUCAAGAAGUGAUUAACUGUUGCUUUGGAUUUUAAACCCGCAGAAGAGAGUGCCGUCAUAUGGCCUUGCACUCUGUAUAUAACCGUAUACAUAGCGUCAUUGCCCCUGUGACAACAAGCUUGCCACUUCUGCGGCCCCCUAACUGAGGAGUAAGUCAUCUCUGAACUAUUUACGUCACCUUGGCGACCAAACCGCACACCCAAAUAAAAGCGUUUUCUAGUCGGACGGAGGCGUUAGAAAUAGGCUGGCCAAUCAGAGCUCGGUUGCCAUGGUUGCAAGCCAACCGAGAUGAGCAUCAUGGUGGCAGAACAACUUUUGCUCGUGGCGGGAUACGAAAACUCAAGUGACGAGCAGGACACCGACUAUAAAGAUGCAUAUGUUAACGAAAAUAAACGGGGUACCGUAGCAGAAAACCCAGGAUCCACGGUGAGUACCUUCGUAAUGCGUAGCCACCGCUUUUAGUCGUUUUUUUACGCCCGGGAGGAACUACAAAUUAUUAGAUAGCGGGCUUCCAUAUCUCUUAAUGAAAAUUUGUUUAUAUUUUGUUUCUUUUUAGCUAGCUGAUGUUAGAUAAAAAUGGAGAAGUCUCCGCCACGCAUUUAUGAAAGAAGAGAAAAAGAAUAUAAAAGUUUAGAAUGCGUCGAACUUGACGUAAACAUUCCAAUAUGUUAAUAAAAACCAAACGUAGCUAGCUAACCUAACUUGGUUCAUGUUAAUAGCGCCCUCCUCCCCGUUCAAAUAGCACUGUCUCUGUGUGCAUAUCACCUUUACCGGUUUCUGUUGCUCAGUACUUACGUUUUCGAUUUGGAGUUGUUGCAUUUACAAAAUAGAUUGCCAAAGUUUACUGAGGCACGGAGGUGUUUGAAAAGGUAGAAAUUGUCGAUUUACUUCAGGUUCAUCUGGGGUCCAAGUUCUCAGACGCAGAGUUGGAAUAAGAGAGUCACAGUAGUUCAGUUAUUUCAACAAUGAAAACUGAUCUUAUUCAUCCAAGGUAAAUUACCAGUCAAGGUGGCUACUAACGUCUUUAGCGAUACAAAUCUUCGGAAGUCUCCAGCUGUAUAAGGUUGGCAUGGACCAACACUUCUUUUUCACUUAAUUCAACUCCAGGGACAAUUCAAGACAUCCACAAGUUGAAUCAAGUGCUGGAGCAUAUAAAUAUCGAAUCGCCAAGUCAUGUAGACCUAGAGGGCUAGAGUUUGACCCGGCAGUUAUUCAUGACUAUAAGAUGGGACCUCAAUGCCAGCAUGACAGUACAGCAAUUUACUUUAAUCACUGUAAUUUAAUGUUUUAUUCUUAAAGUGAAUUGGAAGGUUUAAAACACAAACACCAUUUACACUACACCUAAGAACACUUAUAAGAGCCAACAUACAAACAUUACAAGCUAUUCAUGUGCGCAGCUGCAAUCUGACACUAGCGGAUCUAAUUCCGCCGAAAUGCGGAAUAGGUGCGAUGAAUCUUGUACUGAAAGGGCCGCGCUGAGUGACACUGGCACUGUGCUCUCUUUAGGUCAGGGAAGGCAAACGAACACUGGGACCACGACGCGGUUCUCACGUCAUCUCCAGUCUCUGCUUUUUGGCUCUAUAGAUACAUGACAAAAAGCAAC